AUGAAUCUCGACUUGAACAUCGUGGACGUGUUGAUGUACACGGCUUGCACGCUCUUGCAGAUAUUUUACUACAGUUGGUACGGGAACGAGGUUAAGCUGAAGAGUCUCGAAGUGCCUGGCAUUGUAUUUGAAAGUGAUUGGAUGUUUCUGAGCAACAGCUCGAAAAAGUCAUUACUGAUUAUCAUGCAACGAGCAAGCGUGCCCAUAGAGUUCACCUGUGUCCACUUACUGUCUAUGAACCUCGACUCUUUCAAGGCGUUGCUGAAAACUUCAUACUCGGCGUUCAAUUUGCUUCAACAAACCCGAUAA
Molecule: messenger RNA, 309 nt
Organism: Dufourea novaeangliae
Lineage: Eukaryota; Metazoa; Arthropoda; Insecta; Hymenoptera; Halictidae
Product: odorant receptor 49b-like
Exons: 3
Coding region: 1-309 (102 amino acids)
Biological process (GO): sensory perception of smell; detection of chemical stimulus involved in sensory perception of smell
Cellular component (GO): plasma membrane
Molecular function (GO): odorant binding; olfactory receptor activity
Source: RefSeq, a predicted model, not a curated record